This is a messenger RNA of Acipenser ruthenus (sterlet), 2317 nucleotides long. RefSeq names its product homeobox protein Hox-B4a-like. Gene Ontology annotation, molecular function: RNA polymerase II cis-regulatory region sequence-specific DNA binding; DNA-binding transcription factor activity, RNA polymerase II-specific. Gene Ontology annotation, cellular component: nucleus. Gene Ontology annotation, biological process: anterior/posterior pattern specification; regulation of transcription by RNA polymerase II; embryonic skeletal system morphogenesis. The transcript has 2 exons. The record is from RefSeq and is a predicted model, not a curated record. The coding region runs from base 853 to 1575 and encodes 240 amino acids. NCBI's taxonomy places the organism in Eukaryota, Metazoa, Chordata, Actinopteri, Acipenseriformes, Acipenseridae.
ACGGUGCCCAAAACAAGUAAAUCAACAAACACAUAAAAUAGAUAUCUGCAUUGUGUUAAUUGAUAGUACUGUCACUUUUAUGCAGGUUUUGUAAAUCGUACCUUGCGAUUAGCACAUUCUUUACAUGAAAAAUAAAUAAAGAAAUAAAAAAAUAAAAACGACUCUGCCGUUUGCCUGGAAACAGUCGGUUUAAAUUCAAGUCUAACUGUGAUUUAAGAGGCUCGGUAUCCCGAAUUAGUUGAUGAAUUUUCUAUCGAUCCAGAACCAACACUGAUUUAUCUCUGACAAGCUUUGGCUGUGCCUAGCGUUCUCUGGACCAUUCUAUCACCGGGAUUAGUUACUGCAAUUAAAGGACUCUAUACUGCACUGACCCCAGCUUUGUAUGUAUUUUCGUGAACAAAUUAUCCAAAUUAAAAUCUGGGACUGGUAUAUCUGAUAAGCAACACCUCACGUUUCGUUGAAACAUUGAGGGAGAGGCGGUGGACCGACACCCACGCUGUAAAAGGGUUUUGCUGUUUGUUCUCGUAUAGUGUAAGAGUGAGGUAUUAUUUUGUUACAGUGAUCUUGAAAAUCUGAAGACGCGUGUGCCAGCGAACACUAUUUGCGAUAUGUAAAAUAAUAAUUAAAAAAAAACAGCAUAAAUAUGAUGUUUGGGGUAUGCCGUGCCUCGUCCUGUUUCCUUAUCCGGGAAUCAUAAAGGACCCUCGCUAUUGGCUACCGGUGUCACGUGGCUUCUUAACUUUGUUCACUUGACAGAAAGUAGGAGGGUUUUACAAAACAGGAAAACGAGUAAAGGGUUAGAAAUCAAUUUUAGUAUAUUUGUGUGUGUGUGUGUGCAAUUCAAAGAAAUUAAUGGCCAUGAGUUCCUUUUUGAUCAACCCGAACUAUGUGGACCCCAAGUUUCCACCGUGUGAGGAGUAUUCACAGAAUGAUUACCUACCGAGCCACUCUCCGGAGUACUACAGCGGCCAGAGCCGAGACGCGGCUCUGCAACAUGAGGCGAUGUUCCACCAGCGGUCAGCUUGCACAGAUCAACCCUACUCCUCCUGCCAGGGUCCCGGGCAGCCGGCCGUAGUCCUCUCUUCCCCUAGGGGUCACGUCCAGCCGCUACCUGAACCGAACCACUGUGAGUCGGUCACCCCAAGCCCUCCACCCAACUGCAGCCAAAACUCUGCGAACCAAAUCACUUUUUCUCCCACCAGUUCUUGCAAGGAGCCCGUAGUUUACCCGUGGAUGAAAAAAGUGCAUGUCAACAUCGUGAACCCAAACUACACAGGGGGCGAACCCAAACGCUCACGGACCGCAUACACCAGACAACAGGUUCUGGAGCUGGAGAAGGAGUUUCACUACAAUCGGUACCUGACCCGGAGGCGCAGAGUGGAGAUCGCGCACACGCUAUGCCUCUCCGAGCGUCAGAUCAAAAUUUGGUUUCAGAACCGGAGAAUGAAAUGGAAAAAAGACCACAAGCUCCCCAACACCAAAAUCAGGUCCGGCACCAACCCGUCCAACACAAACUCAGCCGGGAGCCAAGGAAGCACCCAGAACCGCACCAAUGGACCUCUGUCCAGCCUAUAACCCCAAAACGGGCUGCACCGCAAACAAAAGGAAGGGGGCACUAAAUGGCGAUACAAGUUCUCGUUCAUGGAAGGAACAAAACUUUAAAAAAGUGGAAAAAAUAAAUGAUUCUUUAUUUAUAUAAAUAAUAAUACAAAAACGGAGGAGUUGGAGUGGAGUGGAGUGGGGUGAGGUGGGGUGGGGGGGUCUGUUAUACAAAAGCACGGAGCUGUGUUUUUAAGUGUGUGUGUGUGUUCUCUCUCCAUAGCUCCCCUGUCUCUUCUCCCCCCUCCAUUAAAAAAGAAGGAUGCAGAUAGCCGUCUUCAGUUUUGGCGAAGAUGGAUCUGUGUUUCAUCUUUAAUCAUGCCAAACAGAGGACCAUUUGUCAUGUUUACUCUGCUUUACAAAGGAUGAACCUUAUGCCUACUAUUAGCCCGACAACCGACGUUCACUUUAAUGAAUGAGGCACCGUUUUGUCAAGGAGAACCGGAUUUUUCUUAUUUUCGUACUUUAAUACUUCCACCACCAGUGGUGCUGCUAUUAAAACUAACAAAAAGAAGAAGAGAAAACACCAACUAUAGAGAAAAACAGGGAGCAGCCGUGGUAGCUUUGGAAGAAGAAGAAGAAGAAGAAGAAGAAGAAGAAGAAGGAGGAGAAGAAGAAGAAGAAGAAUCUAGGAGUAUAUGUUAUAUAGUCUCAUGCAAGACUUUCUUUUGAAUCUAGGUGUUAUAUGUAGGUCGUUCAUUAGAGACACGUAUUAAAA